AUGUCUGCCCCUCCUCCCGCCUCUCUUACCUUGAGCCAUUCGCACAACCUCGCCCGACUGAUCGGCCCGACCCUCCUGACCAUCUCCCUCGCCGAAACGCUAAACCCGCACAUCUGGGCCACCAGCACCGCGUCGGCCGUCUUCCUCAACGGCGCCGUCGUCUUCACCGCGUCCCUCGCCACCGUGCAGGCGCAUAGCCUCUGGAGAUGGACUGCCCGGACGCAGACGCAGACGCAGACGCCGCGGUGGGCGAUUCUGGUCACUCUGGCGGGCUGGGCGGGCGUGGUCGUCGGGUUGACGCGCAUGCUCGCGCCGGAGAGGGUGCUGGAGGGCGUGAGACGCGCGGGCGCCGGGCAGGUCAAGGUCGCGGCGGGGGUGGUUGCGGCGUUUGGUGCCAUUCUUACGGUUUGUGGGUAUUGCUUCUGA
This is a messenger RNA of Fonsecaea monophora, 426 nucleotides long. RefSeq lists its product as hypothetical. Bases 1 to 426 code for a protein of 141 amino acids. NCBI's taxonomy places the organism in Eukaryota, Fungi, Ascomycota, Eurotiomycetes, Chaetothyriales, Herpotrichiellaceae. The record is from RefSeq and is a predicted model, not a curated record. The transcript has a single exon.